Pyrgilauda ruficollis (rufous-necked snowfinch) is the source of this 1761-nucleotide messenger RNA. It is a transcript of the gene FANCF, whose product is annotated as FA complementation group F. NCBI's taxonomy places the organism in Eukaryota, Metazoa, Chordata, Aves, Passeriformes, Passeridae. Gene Ontology annotation, biological process: interstrand cross-link repair. Gene Ontology annotation, cellular component: Fanconi anaemia nuclear complex. The coding region runs from base 72 to 1190 and encodes 372 amino acids. The record is from RefSeq and is a predicted model, not a curated record. The transcript has a single exon.
CAUCCUCCGGGCUCGGCCCGGCCCCGGGCCCGGCGGGACCGCGCUCAAACCUGCCGCCCCAAGCCUGGCCCAUGGAGGUUGUACUGGGGCAGGUGGAGCAGCUGCCGGCGCUCCUGGCCGUGUCCCGCUCCGCGCUGGUGCGGGACUGGGACUCCCUCACCCUGGAUAGGGCUCUAGAGUGGGCCCGCUAUUUCCAGCACCUCUAUGACCGGUUCCGUGCCCGUCCCCAGCUCCGGGAGGCCCUCGGGCGGCGGCUGCGCCGGUCUCAGCCGUACCCUCUGCUCGGCUUCCCCGCGCUGGGCCGCUGCCCGCAGCUCUUGGGGCUGGCGCUACUGGAGAACCGCGCUUUGCCGCCCGCCGCCUGCCGCCGCCUGCUCCGCAGCCUCCUGCAGCCUCCCGGCGCGGGGACCGGCUGCGAUCCCCGCGGCCUGGAGCUGCUCGCCCGCCGCAAGGCCGCUGCCUGCCUGCUGGCCUUGCCCCGCCGUCCGCCGCGGCGUGCCCCCGGGCCGGAGCCGCAGCUGCAGGCAGAGGCGCAGCUGCUGCUGAGCCGGCUGCGGGCGGAGGCGCAGGAGGUCGGGGAGGCCGCGGGGCAGCGGCGUUGGCUGUGCGGUGUUCUGGAGCAGCUGCCCCAGCCCCGCGCCUUCGGCGUCGUGGCGGCGGCGCUGGCUCUGCUCAAGCAGGGGCAUGGCGCUGAGCAGGCCGGAGACAGGGAUCGGCAUGGGAGCGGCAGGCGAGGCGGGUACCGGGAGAGCGCUGCGGGAGACGGGUGCUCCGCCGGGCUCCUGCUCUCCUGGCUGCUGGGCAACCAGGAGCGGUUUGCUGCCUUCUGCCUUUGCCUCCCAUGUUCCCAUCUUGCUUUCCUAGCUGGUCACUAUUCCCAGUUAAGCAGAUCUUACUUGGACCUCUUGACCGGCUGGGGAAGCCACUUGGUUUAUGACCCCUUGCAGGGACGGUGGGUUAAAAGUUGCCUUGACAAAGCUAAAUUGUCAUGGGAGGAAUUAAGGGAGCGCUUCAGCUGCCUCUGUCAGGGAUCUGCACUGCUUAAAGAACAGACCCAAGCUGCUCUGGAAGUGCUGAGGACACAAGAUGGAGACUUCGAAGUGCGUGGCCUAAGUGUGUGGACUGACUUACUGAUGGAAGUACCAAUGCAUGAACACAAAAGCAACAUGAAAACUUACAAAAUCAAGUAAAUCUGGUUAACUUUAUUUGGUGUGAAAGGCAAGACGACUACUCCUCUCUUCGUUGAAAAUCAAAUGUUGUGACUGCUGAUCAUGAUUCUGACUGCAUCUGGUUCUGAAAUCUUUCAGGGAGGCCUGGUGUUUGCUUGUGAUUGUGCUGUCAUUUCUGGUCAACACAGAAAAUUUCUUCCUUUUCAGUACUUGCUGAUUAAUUAUCUAAUAAAGAAAAUCCAUUCUGCUUCAAAUAUGGAGUAGUUUUCUGUUUAGAAAAUAUGACAGUUCUGAUAUGGUCAUGGUAGUAAUUUUUCUAAAUGUUGGAGGCUGAGCAAAAGUUCAAAGGGAGGGUGGAGUUUCAGAUGUGAAAACACAAAUUCAGGGUUCCUUUUGUAGUGAUUGUCUUCGUUGGGCUGUCUGCUCUGGUGGCCAUGUCAAUGUUGAUGCUUCUAGAGCUCUUGCACUUGACUUAGCCCCAGGGUCAGUGAAGAAAGUGAGAGGAAGCCAACUGGAAAUCUUCAUGAAAAGUUCUAAAAUAAAGGUCUUUAUUAGUUGCUGUAUUACUUGAUAAUAUCCAGGUAUUUCCUAA